CCCGGAGAACCAAAAAAUGUCAACUACCUUUCCAGGUCUCGUCCACGAUGCAGAGAUACGUCAUGACGGAUCAAACAGUUACCGUUUGAUGCAGCUUGGAUGCCUGGAAUCUGUGGCCAACUCGACCGUCGCCUAUUCCUCCUCAUCUCCUCUCACUUACUCUACCACGGGCACCGAGUUCGCCUCCCCGUACUUCUCCACUAACCACCAGUACACCCCACUGCACCACCAGUCCUUCCACUACGAGUUCCAACACAGCCACCCGGCAGUCAACCCCGACGCUUACUCCUUGAACUCUCUCCAUCACUCUCAGCAAUAUUACCAGCAGAUUCACCAUGGGGAACCCACUGAUUUUAUCAACCUGCACAAUGCGCGGGCGCUUAAGUCCUCUUGCUUGGAUGAGCAGAGGAGAGAGCUGGGGUGCUUAGAUGCUUACCGCCGCCACGACCUGUCUCUUAUGAGCCAUGGAUCCCAAUAUGGGAUGCAUCCAGAUCAAAGACUCCUGCCAGGACCAAGCCUCGGGCUUGCAGCCUCGGGAGCAGACGAUUUGCAGAGCUCAGUGGAGGCCCAGUGUGGACUGGUACUGAACGGGCAAGGAGGUGUGAUAAGAAGAGGUGGCACCUGUGUUGUUAACCCCACCGACCUGUUCUGCUCUGUUCCUGGUCGCUUAUCUCUGCUCAGCUCCACUUCAAAGUACAAAGUGACCAUUGCAGAGGUGAAGAGGCGCCUUUCACCACCAGAAUGCCUCAAUGCUUCCCUCUUAGGAGGUAUUUUGAGAAGAGCAAAAUCCAAGAAUGGAGGACGUUGCUUGCGAGAAAAAUUAGACAGACUGGGACUGAAUUUGCCUGCAGGAAGAAGAAAAGCAGCAAAUGUCACACUCUUGACUUCCUUGGUAGAAGGGGAAGCAUUACAUUUGGCCAGGGAUUUUGGCUACACCUGUGAAACAGAAUUCCCUGCCAAGGCGGUAGGAGAGCACAUUGCAAGACAGCACAUGGAACAGAAAGAGCAGACAGCGAGGAAAAAGAUGAUCCUAGCGACAAAACAAAUAUGUAAAGAAUUCCAAGACCUUCUAAGUCAAGACAGAUCACCCCUCGGAUCCUCCAGACCGACUCCAAUACUAGACCUCGACAUCCAGAGACAUUUAACACAUUUCAGUUUGAUCACUCACGGUUUUGGAACUCCUGCAAUAUGUGCUGCUCUAAGCACUUUCCAAACUGUUCUCAGUGAAAUGCUGAACUACUUGGAAAAACACACAUCGCACAAAAACGGAGGAGCAGCAGAAUCCGGCCAAGGACACGGCAACUCAGAGAAAGCCCCCCUGCGGAAAACUUCAGAGGCUGCUGUGAAAGAGGGCAAAACAGAAAAGACAGACUAGCUACAUCAAACAGAAUCUAUUUCAAGAAGAGUCUUGCUGCUGAUAUUUUUUUUAAAUAUAUAUAUCAUUGAGGGUGAUUUAUCUCCAGUGGACCGAACCCAAAAAAAGGGGGGAAAAAGGAAAAGGAAAAAUAAAAAAGAAAGGAAAAAAAAAUUUAAAAAAAAGAAAACAAAAAAGAGAAUGAUUAAAACAGAGAGAAAGAGAGAGCGUGAGAGAGGAAAGUAUUCAACCCUAAGAAGAGCAGUGUACAGUAAUUGUGUGAUGAAAUUGUCACUUUUUUUUAAAUUUAUGUUGCUCUAAACUACUUUUUUGUGCACGUAGUAUUUGAUUGUUCUGAAUAAUACACUAACACUGUUUUUUAUAAGCACUUCUGGACUUGGCUGAGGCAGCACAUGAAAUUAGAAGCACUUUCUUUUCUGGCAGCACAGUUAGGGCCAGUGCAUCAGUGGUGGGACACACAGUUCCAGCAUCCUGACUUUGCUUGCAUGCUGGAUAGAUUAAAAGAAGGGCUUCCUCUGAUCCAUUGGAAAUGCCUGAUCUGCUGUCCAUUGGGAAAACAAUAUGGAAACCUUGCAAAAGAGGAAUUCUUGGGUCAAGGGACAAAUGAACCAUUGGGGGGCUGCUUAUCCCCCAGUGGGAAUGUACAAUAAAGCUGUACUGGAAUGAGGCCACAGCCUGUUGGGAAUCUGUCUUGACCAUUGAAGCAACAGCCGUGGUGUCUCUUGUGAAAAGAGCAUCUCAGGCUAAAAUGAAAAAAAAAACAACCCUGAGAGUUUCAAUAAGAGCCUUGAUCCCCCUGUGAACUUCAGAUCAAAUCACAGUACGGGCUUCUGUCCUCUCUCUUCUCAGCCCCUGCUCCCACAACACUACAAUCUACCAUACCUGGGUCUCUGUUCAACAGGAUCAAUGCAGGCAACUGGAGUCACCUUUUGUGUUGCAUUGGUUUUAUUAUGCUUGUUGUGUUUUUUUUAACAGCUUGUUUCUGCAGCUUUAUGGUCUAGAAAUCCAGCUGAGGUGCAGAGGUCUAACAGAAUCCAGUCCCUUACCAAGAAGAAAAUAAAGACAAAAUUACAAAUAAGACAGAUAUUGGCUUGGUCCACAGUAGCUAAGCAGUAAUAACCUUGCUAAUGUACUUUUGAGACUCUACUUAACCACCUACCACACAUCCUCACACAUUGGAGGCAUAGUUUGAGCUCAAGUCUCUUUGACUCAAAGAGGCUUUUUCCAGCCAUUUUCUAACUUCUUUGAGACAACAUUUAUUCAAUUCCUUUUCUUGUUUCUCUACCAUCACUUUAUUGAAAAAGUUAGGAAGGACAGGUAUUAGACAAUUGAGUUUAUAUUGGCCAUCUAAAUUCCUUUUAAGAUCAGCAGAAUUUGAACUUUUCUUACAAGGUACAGUUAAUCUCUUUCUAUAGUAGGAAAUAAUACAGUUGUCCACGUAUAAGUGUUUAGAGCCACUUGAGAUGUUUUAGGGAUGACAUGAUGCCUAUAGGAGAAUUGGACUCAUCUA
Messenger RNA from Apus apus (common swift), 2885 nucleotides. RefSeq names its product transcription factor AP-2 delta (gene TFAP2D). Gene Ontology annotation, biological process: anatomical structure development; regulation of transcription by RNA polymerase II; regulation of cell population proliferation. Gene Ontology annotation, cellular component: nucleus. The record is from RefSeq and is a predicted model, not a curated record. Gene Ontology annotation, molecular function: RNA polymerase II transcription regulatory region sequence-specific DNA binding; DNA-binding transcription factor activity, RNA polymerase II-specific. Bases 17 to 1375 code for a protein of 452 amino acids. The transcript is spliced from 8 exons. NCBI's taxonomy places the organism in Eukaryota, Metazoa, Chordata, Aves, Apodiformes, Apodidae.